CAAAAAAAAGGGAGGUUAGUUUUGUGUUUGACUUUAAGUUGUAGGUCAAUUUUGCAAAAACCCCAAACAUAUAAUAUAAAUAGUGGAAAAUAUCCCAAUGUAUUAAAUAUUUGAUUGAACCCAACAUAAACAUUGUAUCAUAUUUAAGGUUGGUUGUGUUUGGCCUUGGAUGAUUGAUUUUUUGGGCAGUAGCGGCUUUUAGGUGUAAAAUGUAUAGAUUUUGGAUCUGGUUGUAAUGAUUAAACUUCAUAGAUAUAGCAGACUGUGGGUUGGCCUUUCCGACAUAGCUCACUGUCACCAGAGUUGAGAUUUUGUGAUACUUUAUCAAAAUUAUUAAAUGAUUUAAUAAUUAUCUAAAAGGCGAUAAAAUAUAAAAGAAGAAAACAUGCAGGGUCCGAGUAUAUAUUUUUAGUCAAAAUCUUACUCUGAUUUGUUAUACAUAUCCAAGCUUGACUUUGCCUUUGUAUGUUUAUGUGUGUCUGAAUAUAUAUUCUGAAUAUUACAUAAACAAUAAUGAAUCUGUAAAUCUUUUUUUUUAAAUGAAUUUGUAUAUCAUAAUGAUAAUUGAUUGAUUACUGCCUUAAUUUGUAUAUUCUACCCAGUGAUUUCUUCAUACGAAAAUGACAAAAUGAAUAAGUCUAAUAGUUUUGCCAUGGUUAUACAUAGUUACACAUAAUUAGAGACAUCGCAAAGGUAUAGCCGUACGCAUGUUUCGAAGUACUUGCAGUUUGUGAAAGAUAAUUUGUGGAAUGAAUGAAUAUGAGUCAACAAAACAAAGGGCAAUAAAUAGAGGGAAGAUGGGUCCAUCUUGAAGCUCUCCAUGAAACAUCGUCUGUAACUAUCCUUGGACCUUGACUUCUUGCAUCAUUGUGGAAUUUCUAACCUCUAUUACAAAAGUAUCUAAAAAGUAUGAUUAACUAUACCCAGGGGCGGACCCAAAAAAUUAUAAAACAUGGGGGACAUAAUGUAAUAACCAUAUAAAAUAAGGGCAUUUACCUAAAUUUUGACCAAAAAUCUUAUAAAAAAUAGAGUGGGGCACGUGCCACACCUUCAUCCUACCUCGGUUCUCCCCUGACUAUACCUGUCUAUCAAGUUAUGAAUUGAUUAGCUCCAGAGACAUAUAACCAAAAGUUACCCCAUAAUAGUUUGAGUUUAUUUCAAUCGAGUAAAAUUAUACUAUGUAUCAAUAUCCACCUCAUUAUGUGAUGUUUUCACAUAGUUUUUUUUUUGUUCCAAAACAGGAAACAUGGAUAGUAAUUUAAAGAAAUUAUAAUCACAUAACUAAUUUUUCUAGAAGCAUGAAUAUCAUCAGACCAGUAAAUUUUUUUAAUGGCGAAAUGGUGUUUGGGACGUGCAAAUUCUACACCACGUGCAAACACUUUCUAAACUUUCUAUAUAUAUAUAUUUUCAUAGGCUGCAUUUAACUUGAUGUGAUGGGGUUUCAUCAAAGAAGGUGUGCUUUGACCGCGAUAAGAAAAAUGUUAAUAUGUUUUUUUUCCGUAAAUUCAAUAUUGUUAGAUAGUAACAGUGAUAUGACAGUUUAAUAUUUGGUCCGUGAAGGCUGCUGGACUCUGUUAACGGUCAACAUGUCCUAACUAUAAAAAGAGUUCGUAUUUACGCAAAAUCGAUUACCAUGUGAUUAUGAGUGUAAUCAGCAAGGAUAUGAUGACUGUAAACAACUUUAUUUAGUUUAUACUGUUCAGAAUAAAUUAGUUUAUGUAUUUUGGAAAAAAUGUAGUAGUCAUAUCAUUAGCAUAUAACAGUCGUAUAAAUAUAAAUGUCCAGACAAACCAUCAAAGGUAAGCAUUUCUAGAACUAGAGAACCAUAUAUAAUUAGUGAAAUCAACGACCACUACUAAAAUGACAUAUAUCAUGGCGUCAGAAAAAAAUAAAAAGCUAGGUCGUCAUGUAUAUUUCAUGUAGGACCAUAUAAUAAAAAAUAAUAUUAAAAUUGACCCACUUCAGUGCCCCACAAAGAUAUAUCAUAUGCUCUGUAUAUAUACACACACAAGCAGGCAUAUCAAAUUACAAACAUCUGGGAGAGCUCUAAAACUGCAUUCUAAAAGAUCAUUCAUCAUCAUCGUCAUCAACACUAAAACUCUCAGAUUUUUUUUUUCCUUUAAACUUAGUUUAAUAAUGUCUGGAAGAGGGAAAGUGAAACAGGAGCCAAUGAAAGUUGUGUUCAUUAACACACAGUACGUUGAGACGGAUGCACGUAGCUUCAAGAAUGUUGUUCAAGAACUCACCGGUAAGGAUGCUAUCGUGGCCGCCGGUCCUUACGAGUCUCCCUCCGCUUACGCUUACGAUGGAGGUAAUAAAAGUGGCCAUGAUACUAGACGGCUUUAUGGUGGCGGUGGAAGAGGAGGCGUGGAGACGACGACGGAGUUUGAUAGAUUUUUCAAGGAGAUGCCUGCCAUGGAAGAGUUCUAUAAGCUAUGGUCAGAAAAUUGAGUCAUUAAAUUGCAUUUAUGUUAUUGGUUGAACAUUUUCAUGUUUUUUGUUGACAUCGAUUUAAUAUUUUUCUCCUUAAAAAAAUCAAAUCUCGCUUUCAUUUGCUUAGAUAAUGUUGUGAUUAGUGGAUUAAUCAUCUCCUUAAGUGGAUCGUCAUUCUGAGAUUAGGUCAAAUUACGAAGAUUAUAUUUUGACAACUCAAUAAUAUAAAUUGCAUUAUAGUACGGCCCAUUUCUUGAACGUUCUCAAGACCUACUUAUGUUUUUUGAUGGCCCAUAAAGUCCAAAGAGUGUGUUACUGUUGAUGUUCUAUAAUGAAAUUUCUUAAGUUUUUGGA
Brassica rapa (field mustard) is the source of this 2787-nucleotide messenger RNA. Its product is annotated as VQ motif-containing protein 10. The record is from RefSeq and is a predicted model, not a curated record. Lineage: Eukaryota; Viridiplantae; Streptophyta; Magnoliopsida; Brassicales; Brassicaceae.